This is a messenger RNA of Pelodiscus sinensis (Chinese soft-shelled turtle), 10226 nucleotides long. NCBI's taxonomy places the organism in Eukaryota, Metazoa, Chordata, Testudines, Trionychidae. The record is from RefSeq and is a predicted model, not a curated record.
GGAUCUCCUGGGCAGUCCCUCUUCCCAGCGGCGCUGUCGGGGGAGGGGGGGAGGAGAAGGGAGGAAGUUGCAUUGAUUAUUUUCGCUGCUGCUCCGCUUUCCCGGAUUCCCACACGCCGAGGCGCUUUGCAAACCUGGAUUAUUAUGCACGGAAAGUCGCCCCCUCCCUCUAAGGAGCCAACCCGUGCGGGCAGCCAGCCCUGGCGCUUGCUUGCAAUUGUGCCUUAACUUGCGCUGGUGCGGGGGGAGGGGAGCUGAGCUGUUUUUCUUGCGUUUGAUUCCCCCCCUUCCCUCCCUCCUUCUUCUUUUCUUUGGAGGGGAAACGGAUCAUCUGGGAUUUCCACCUCCUGCAAGGCAAGCUUGCCCCGGCCGCUGGAUUGUCUCUGUUUCCAGGGUGGGGGUGGGUGGGGGGGAGAAGCCAAUAGUCUGCGAAGAACUGUUUGGCUUGGCUUUGCAUUAUUGUUUGGAGUCCCAGUCCGGCUUGAGUGUGCCUUCUUCAUUGCCCAUCUCUCUCCCCCACGCUUUUGGAAAUUGGGAUGCUACCAACCGAGUUUCGGGCGACGCUGACUUUUGGCUCCGUGGGCUCGUGAUCCUGGAAGUGGACUGAAGACGUCGCUGCAACAAUUCACCUUGAAGGAAUUGUCAGUUCCACCCUCUUUUUAAAGACCUGGGAUCUAAAGAAAAGUGGGGACGAACUCCCUAGGAGUGCAGGGCAACAACACCAUGUCUGCUAAAGAUAAUCCCUGCCGGAAAUUUCAAGCCAACAUUUUUAAUAAAAGCAAAUGUCAGAAUUGCUUUAAACCCCGAGAAUCCCAUUUGCUCAAUGAUGAAGAUUUAAACCAGGCAAAGCCUGUCUAUGGCGGUUGGCUGCUGCUGGCACCAGAAGGGACGGACUUUGACAACCCUGUGCACCGUUCCCGGAAAUGGCAGCGCCGGUUCUUCAUCCUCUAUGAACAUGGCCUCCUGCGCUACGCCCUGGACGAGAUGCCCACGACCCUUCCCCAGGGCACCAUCAACAUGAACCAGUGCACGGAUGUUGUGGAUGGGGAGAGCCGGACGGGGCAGAAGUUCUCCCUCUGCAUCCUGACCCCUGAGAAGGAGCACUUCAUCCGAGCCGAGAACAAGGAGAUCAUCAGCGGGUGGCUGGAGAUGUUGAUCGUCUACCCAAGGACAAACAAGCAGAACCAGAAGAAGAAGAGGAAGGUAGAACCCCCAACCCCACAGGAACCUGGCCCCGCUAAGAUGGCUGUCACCAGUAGCAACAUUCCUAAUGCAGAGAAGGUCCCCACAACUAAGUCCACAUUGUGGCAAGAAGAAAUGAGGGGCAAAGAUCAACUGGAUGGGAGUAGUAGCAUCAGCCCAGCCCAGAGCCCCAUGCAGAGCCAGGCCAUGCCUGCCAGCUCCUUGAAGGAACCUGUGAUGGAAAGCAAAGAAGAUGAGAGCGCAAUGAAUGGCGACCGGAUAGACUGCGGGCGGAAGGCGCGUGUUGAGAGCGGUUACUUUUCCUUGGAAAAGACCAAGCAAGACUCGAAGUUGGAAGAGCAACAGUUGCCACCUCCACCAUCCCCACCCAGCCCCAGCACUCCAAACAACAGACGGUCCCAGGUAAUUGAAAAAUUUGAGGCAUUAGAUAUAGAGAAUGCAGAACAUAUGGAAACCAAUGCAUCCGCAGGCCCCUCCCUUUCCAGCGAGACACGUCAGGGCAGGAGCGAGAAGAGGGUUUUCCCCAGGAAACGGGACCUCACCUCAGAAACUGCAGCAGUAGGAUCCAUCCUGGAAGUCUCCUCUUCCCCUUUGUCUCCACACCGUAGAGCAAAAUCACUGGAUAGAAGGUCCACUGAGUCCUCCAUGACGCCUGCUCUGCUGAAAUCAAAGCAGUACGAAGAUGGGCAGUGGAAGAAACACUGGUUUGUGCUGACGGAUCAGAGCCUCAGAUACUACAGGGACUCCGUGGCAGAGGAGGCAGCUGAUCUGGAUGGAGAAAUUGAUUUGUCUACGUGCUAUGACGUAACUGAAUAUCCAGUUCAGCGAAACUAUGGCUUCCAGAUCCAUACAAAAGAAGGAGAAUUCACCCUCUCUGCCAUGACCUCUGGGAUUCGACGAAACUGGAUCCAGACAAUCAUGAAGCAUGUUCGCCCCACUACCGCUCCAGAUGUGACCAGCUCCUUGCCAGAAGAGAAAAGCAAAACCAGCUCUUCCUUUGAGACCUGUCCAAAGCCAAAUGAGAAGCAGGACUUGGACCCAGCUGAGAUGGACCCUGAGCAGAAGCGGAGCCGUGCCCGGGAGCGCCGGCGAGAGGGGCGCUCCAAAACCUUUGACUGGGCUGAGUUCCGCCCCAUUCAGCAAGCCUUGGCGCAGGAAAGAGCCAUUGCGGCAGAGUCCUCGAAGAGCAGCUCCGCAGCCUUCCCCAGGGAACACAGCACUUCGGACACAGACCCCGGGGAGCUGGAACGGGAGCGUGCUCGGCGGAGAGAGGAGAGACGCAAGCGCUUUGAGAUGAUCGAUGCUGUUGAUGGGGCAGGCCCAGAGGACAUGUUGAGGAUGGAGGUGGACAGGAUCCCGGGCCUGCCCCUCACGGGGGAGGUGAAGCCACAGAAUGUUCAUGUGGAGAUUGAGCAGCGAUGGCACCAGGUGGAGACGACCCCUCUGCGUGAGGAGAAGCAAAUCCCCAUCAUGCCCCUGCACCUGGCUCACCCAGAUGACAGAGAUGAAGGGCUCCACAAGCAGCAGCUAACCUCGCUGUUGGAGAAGGAGUUGGAGCAGAGUCAGAAGGAGGCGUCGGACCUCCUGGAGCAGAACCGGGUCCUGCAGGACCAGCUGAAGGUGGCCCUGGGCAGAGAGCAGAGUGCCAGGGAAGGUUACGUGUUGCAGGCGACAUGUGAACGAGGGUUUGCAGCCAUGGAAGAGACACAUCAGAAGAAGAUUGAGGAUCUGCAGAGGCAACACCAACGGGAACUGGAGAAACUGCGGGAGGAGAAAGAUCGCCUGCUAGCAGAAGAAACAGCCGCUACCAUCUCCGCCAUCGAAGCCAUGAAAAACGCUCACCGUGAGGAGCUGGAGAGGGAGCUGGAGAAAACCCAGCGCUCCCAGAUCAGCAGUGACAACUCGGACAUUGAGGCCCUCAGGAAGCAGUACUUGGAGGAGCUGCAGUCGGUCCAGCGGGAACUGGAAGUCCUUUCAGAGCAGUACUCCCAGAAGUGCUUGGAGAACGCUCACUUGGCCCAGGCCCUGGAGGCUGAGAGGCAGGCCCUCCGCCAGUGCCAGCGAGAGAACCAGGAGCUCAACGCACACAAUCAGGAGCUGAAUAACCGCCUAGCUGUGGAGAUCACACGGUUACGGACUGGGGAGGGCGGGGGAGAGGGUGCUGGCUCACCUCUCACGCAGGGCAAGGAUGCCUAUGAGUUGGAGGUAAGUGCCCUGGUCCCUUUACUAGAAAUUCAGUAUCUGAAGCAGGAGAUCAGCUCCCUCAAGGAUGAACUGCAGACUGCACUGAGGGAUAAGAAAUAUGCCAGUGACAAGUACAAAGACAUCUACACGGAGCUGAGCAUCGUGAAGGCCAAGGCAGACUGCGACAUCAGCAGGUUGAAAGAGCAGCUAAAGGCAGCCACCGAAGCACUGGGCGAGAAAUCCCCUGAGAAUACCACUGUGUCGGGAUAUGACAUCAUGAAAUCAAAAAGCAACCCCGACUUCUUGAAGAAAGACCGAUCCAGUGUUAGCCGGCAACUAAGGAAUAUCAGGUCAAAGAGUCUGAAGGAAGGCCUGACCGUGCAAGAACGCUUGAAACUCUUUGAAUCCAGGGACUUGAAGAAAGACUAGUUCUCCCCUUCAGCUUGAACACACGCACCUCCCAGCUUGCGAUCGCACAGCCUGAGCACCGCCUGUUCCUAGUUCCUUAUGAUCCUCGCUGUUCGUCUCCAUGCUCCCAGACUAAGUGUGACUGGCGGGGCUUCCUGCCCCUGCCACCUUGACUCCACAGCUCCUUUGUCCGCAUCGUGAGAUGCUUCAGCGACUCUGCGAGGGAGAGGAAGGAUGGAGUUCUACCCUCUCUGGCUCCUUCUUUCACUGUAAACCGUUACACUAAGUGUCAGUAUUAAGGCUCAGCUGCCUAUUGAUAAGCUAGCUCUGUCAUACCAACUGCUUUGGUUUAAAAACGGCCUAGCUGGUGCAGGCCAGACCUAGCUCUGCUGUUGUCGAGUGGCCUGGUGCUAAGUCAUACACCAUGAGCCAGUCCUCUGAGCGUGAAUUCCUUGCUCCUGCAGGGAAGAGCUUGUGGUCAAAACAUCAGGAAAGGCAAGUCAGUUUGUGUUGUAAAGCAGCCCCAUCCAUCAGGCACGUGCUUGGGUCACCGCACCAACAACCCGACAGCUGCCAGAGAAAAAUGAGGGGAGUCUGCUGUGAGGGUGGCUAGGGUUCUUGCUUUCAGUCUGUUACAGCCAGAGGAGAUUUAAAAAAUAUCCACCCCUAAGACCCAUAUCUCCCCUCCCCCACACACACACCCUUUCCUCUCGUCCUAUCAUACCUGUGCCGUGAGUGAUAUGCUUCCAUGGACUGGACUGCAGGGCCUGUCUGCUCAAAUCCAGCCACACUCUGCUGCUUCCCAUCAACCGCUGUGUGUGAGAAUGCUUCCCUUUCCCCAGUCUGAGGACAGAUACUGAGUGGAAGACAGAGCCCACGCUGGCUGGGAAUAUACAGUUCAAAGGCUGCUCCCUUUUCAUCAGCUCCCUGAAUGCAGCUGAUCUGACCAGCCCACAACUCCAAGGUCCAUACUCUUAUCUAUGGCUACAUUUUACUUUUAGCUCCUCUCCACACUAAGAGCUUCCGAACUCCUCUGCUCUCCAGACCAUCCAUAUUGCUGCUACCCGGGACAUCUUCCUGCCUGCUCCUACCUCCAGAAUGAGGAUCACAUUUAAAAGCUGGUUUAGCAGCACUGCCAGCACGAAGCCAGUGGUGUGAAGAAAAAAGUGAGGAGGAGGGGAGGGAUUGAGGGAGCCCAGCAGUGGUGGUGCAGCAUUGUACUAGUGUGGCAGGGCCGAGGGGAGGUGGAAUCUCUCAGCUCUCCAGUGGCCAUGCUGGCAACAGCAUCCAUGUAAUCUCUUCUCUAUGCAGCGCCUUGGUUCUGUGCCCUGCGUGACUAAUUGACAAGACAACUCCUGCCUCAAAUCUGAAACUAAGGCCUGUUCCAACACAAGUGGUUUCUAUCCUAGCAUGGCUACAUAGCGUGGACAGGCCUAAAUCACAUUGGACAAUGCCCUUGACUCUUUAGGGAGCUAGGCUACUGCCUCUCUCCAAUCAUGUCUACUCUCAGUUCCUCGCUAGCUGUAUUUGGUUGGCCAGGUUGGUUAAGGGAAAAAACUCCUUGAGAGCCUUGCGCAGCACUUCGCUGAAAGCCUCUGCCCCAGGAAUGCUCUGUGUAGUCUGGAAAGCUUUGUUUACAAAGGGCCAUUUGGAGCUCUCUUGUGCAGCUCAGCAGCCAUGCCUGACCCUGGCAGCAUGCAAGGCCAAUGGGUGAGUUUCCAGCCAGCUUUGAUAGUGAUUGGACUAUCCAAAAACCACACCUCACUUUUCUUUGUGACUCUGGAACCAUUGGCUAAAAUGGGUUUGAAACUCAUUUCCAGUCUUUCCCAUCAGCCACUCAUGUUGCCGUUGGUAGGUCUCUUGGCCGUCAGUAGGCCUUCAGCAUUCUUGUUGAGAAGAGUUGCUUGCAUAUCCCACAGAUACCUGGAAAGCACAGUGAAUUCUCAGUGGUUGCCUGGGCACUGGUUAAAUAAGUCCACUUCUCUGUCUCCCUCUGGCCUCUGGGCUUCUUGCUCCCAGUGAACUCGUUGUGGCAGCUGUGUUCACCUCUUUUGGUUAUGAACAGUUACUUUAAGGGGGAGAAAUGAAGGCUGCCCAGCUUGUUUCCAUGUAGAGUUGCUGAGCUCAUUAUCCCAGCGCUGGCCUCAGAAUCCAUCCAGGGCUGCACUGCUCACAUUACUCUAGUGGUUCUCUUGGUGAUGCUAAUGGGUCCCUCCAACAGCCCUGACAUGGGGCCUGCCUUCCAGUCAAGGAGGACUAGAUAUGACUCUCCCACAGUGGUUUUUAAUCAGCCAGAGGGGACACUGUUUAGUCACAGGAGGCAUGCCCUCCCUGGCCUCAAAUUCUCACCCACCCUGCAUGGCCUGAGCAUGCAGCUCAGUUAGUCUGCACAUUCUGUUCCUGAAAGAUGAUAAACUGCCCGAUUCAGCUCACACUUAUCCCUGGGGCUCCGUCAGCUUCAGGGUUUCUCAUUCUCAUCCUUGUAAGAUCAAAGCCAGGCCCAGGUUGCACAUGAUGCCACGCUCUGAUGGAGGUGGAGGAAGGUUUCCCAUAGGAGAAUGUAGCUCCCACCGGUCUAAAGCAGCCAGGGGCAGUAUAGCCUUUGGGCCGAACUCAAGCCCCAUAGGCUGUGAGGAGAUGUGCCUUGCAGUCUAGUGGGGAUGUUGGUGCUGUGAUUGUAUCUGACUGUAGAGGUGGGUUUGCUUACUGGUGUGAUCCAUAUAUCAUGUAUGUACCUUCACAUACUGAAGAGGUCACCUAGGAGAGCCAACUUGCUCUAUUUCUGACCUUUCCUGGUCCUCUCGAACAACCACCAAAAGAAAACAUCCCUUUGUUCUUAUCGCAGCCUGGUUGGGAGUGGAGGGUGUAGGCUCCCAACCCUGAGUUCUCCCCUUAGAUGGUAGAAACUGGGGAACACAGGCACAGAUAGCGUGAAGUCCUUCAGUGCUGGGAUUUCUCCUCCUUCACUUCACGUGAAUCGACUGAAACGAGACAUUUCCAAGGGGAACACAAGCUGGGCUGUGUCCUCCUAGAGCCCCAUGAGGGCUUCUUACAGUUGAGCCAUCUGAAUAAGGUGUGCUCUCUUUUCCUGUUGGAAAAGCCAUUGCCCCCCACGCACACCCACCCCUCUGGGACCUGAGCUGCUUUGAUACCCAAUGAACAAAUUAUGGCUGCUGUGUUCACUUCUUUUGGUUACGAUGGGUUACUGUGGGGGCGAGAAAUGAAGGUUGCACAGCUUUUCUCCAUGUAGAAUUGCAUGCCGGUGGGAUGAAGGUGACAGGAUGGUGCUAGACAUAGCCAUGGCCUGGUGCUCUUUGUGGUACAGCUUUAUUGCACUGAGCCUCAAGGGGAUCCUGAUAGAGAUGGUGCCAGGGGGUUGGAGCCAUCUUUUUCUAUGCUGUUCACUUCCCUACUCCAGCCACUUUUCUCUUGAGGGUCCAGCCUUUUUGCUUGGAACAAGUACUCUCCAUUUUUUUUUACCUCUGCAUCUGUCAAGAUCCUGAUUUCAUGCUAGAAAAGGAUCAUUAGAGGAGGAAGUGUCCAGUGUCACCACACAGCUGUAGAUACCAUUAGGUUGCUGCUACAAUGGCAUGAUGUGGUGCAGAGCUGGCUUGGAGGAAGGGUUGCAGCAUGCUGAUGGACAGCUUGGUAGUGUUUUGAACCAUGCAUAUUGACCUGGGUGUUCUAGUAGAGGUGGAGAAGGAACACUAGUUGAAAUGAGGGCUAUUUUUUCCAUCUUUUAAUCCAGCCAGUGUACAUGGGUGAGGACAUGAGGAAAGGCACUGUGGUAUGUUUGCGAAGUGGGAGCACUUAGUAUAAAAGGAGAGCAGGGAGAGAAGCAUGUAAAGCAGUGGAAUAGCAAGCCAUAUGAGGUGGUCUUGAAAUGGCAGAUCCAGUGGUUACUCUGAACUGUUUUCUGUUUGUGCUCUGAUCCCAUAAUUAUCCUAUAAAGAUGCUACCUGGGGCAGUGAGAGGGAGGUGGUUCAGGUUUGUCUUCUGCUAUACCGACUCCCAAAGACUGGGGCUAAGGACACCGCUUAGACAGAGAAUCUUAGAUUUGAUGCAUUUCUUAGACCAUUAUCCUUUCUCAUGUGUACAUACCCCAAGCAAAAAACUAAUUAGGGAAGCUUUGAGUAGCUUAUGUCAGUUUCUUCCCUUGAGGAGUGCACAGUUCUGAGAAAAUCCUGGGACCUGGAUAUGAUGGAUGAAACACUUACAGUCAUAGGCUUAAGCAAGAUGUUUGUUCAGGUUAGCUGGGAUUCUUUUUCUUUAAGGCUCAUAUCUAUUUCCUACCUUACUGCAAACACCAAUCAUCCUGUGACCUCCAUCUUAUUGAAUCAGUGGAUCUGCUUGAAAGGAUUUGCUUCCAGGUGUGCCAGAAAUAAAGGAUAAGCAGAAUCUGAACUCGUGGGAGUGGAUCUGUCAGUAAAGGAUUGGUACUGGGGCAUCUUCAGAUAAUGCCUCUUGGUCCCCCCUUUCUGGACCUUCAUACUACCCUUAAAAGCUAACUAGACAUUCAGUUUUACAGGAUGAACUAGAGCCAGAGGUACCAGCUGUAGCCAAAACAAAAUUCCAGUGUUACAGGUUGCUCUGGAGAGGACAUACACACCUUGUAUAGAGGGGUGAUGAUUAGAACCACCCUUUGGUAAAUAUUUGUAAAGCUUCUAUGAAUUUCUAACAGGCCAAAGAGGUAUUGUUUUGCUGAACUUGCUCUCAAAUUAUUUAACACCUAAACAAAUGGUCUUGUACAAAUGUGGGGGGCGUAUAGUCUCUCUCUCUCUCUCUCUCUCACCAAGAGUGGGUGAGUUCUGAAACGGCUAUCUCCAGAGAAGGAUGAAGGCUUUGUUUUUAUUGUUUCUCUGCUGUGUGGGGGGUAUGCUCUUUAAAGUCAGGUGUUCGAGGGGGCAUCAGAGCAGCCUGCUCUGUGCAGUUUUUCCAUCCAUUCAGACUGCAGUACUCUCAGCUGGAAUGAUUCAAAUACAUCCACAUUGCAAUAACUGAGAUUUCCAGAGGUCAUGAACAAAAACCGUGGUGCAAGCAUGCCUUUCUGCUCUGAUGUGCUAGCAUAGGCCUCAUUGCAGUUUCUUCCCUUCCUAUAGUUUUGAUGGGCACCUACUUGAACUGUCAGGGGCCCUCCUCCAAGCAUUAGGCAGCAUGUUCACCUCCACUCAACCCCCCAAGUAAGCACAGAUCUACCUUCAAAUGCACAGAUUAAAAAAUCGCAGAAGUCUUAGCUGAGUACAAGGUUCUGUGUUUCACUUCAGUUUUGCCUUCUGCUGCAGGUUUCAUCUUUCUCCAUGAGGCUAAAAAUCAGUCCAGUCUGACACACACUGAUGAGGGUGAGGGACAUAGUAAGAGAAACCUCCCCCACAACUCUUUGCCCAAGACUGAUUCAAUCUGCAUCUUCCAAUAUGUGAAAGACACAAAGCAGAGUAUUUUGCAAGUCACUUUUCCCCUGGUUAUGUUCCAGGUAUCCUCCAUACAUGACAGAGCAAAUUGGCAUGGUAGCUGUCAUGCUUGCAGUGCUCCUAAAGGACACAAUAUAUAGUGUGUGGAAAAAUAUAUAUUUGCAAGCAACUGCAUUUUACACAGUCCUACACUAUGAAAAGUACCAGAAUGUGAGGUCUAGUAAAACCAAGUUCUAAAGAGCUAUAGAAAUGUAUGCGCCUUCUAACUGUUUCCAAAGUUUUGUCUUUUGUGGAGAAAUUUUCUGGCAUUUUUUUUCUUCUGGAAACAAUUAGAUUGUCAUUUUUAACUGUGAUUUUUCCCUCCCCCCCAUCCAUCUAAGAGAGGGAGCAAUUUUUUCCCAUUUGCUUCAAAAGCAGAAUUUGUGCUGAUGUGCAAAACACAACAAGGCUAUUUUUCUGUAACAAGUUGAAUGGAGUGCAUUUAAGCAGUCCUAAGCAUUGUAAAAUGUCACUUUUGUAAUGAUUAUAUACUUGAUUGGAAUUCCACUAGACCUUUGCAUUUUUGUGAUUCAUAUACAGUACUUAGUUUGUUGUGAACACUUAAGCACAUGCACGCUCAGUGUAGCUUGCCUUUACUUUGUAAUUUUUUCCAUUUUUUAAAAAAAGCUUUGUUAUUCUCUUUAAAAUAAUUUAAAACCUGUAUAGUAUUCAAAGCACGCAAUGUAAAUAUUUAUUACUCAGAAGUUAGCGGAGGGUUUUUGUGUGUGUGACUAAGUUGUUUUUGUUUUUUAAAAUCUUGUUCUAAUUCAGAUGUCCCUUUUGGGGUUGGAAGAGAUUUGAGUGUAAAAUGUUGAACCUAUCCUGUGUCCUCUGAUUAGAAUGUUUUUUGAUGACUGUUAUAAAUAUAUUUUAAAAUUCUGACCUGUACCUUUAGAGCUUUGAAGAUACUUGUCCAAAGAAUGUGUCCAGUCUGUUUGAGAACUGUAACUCUAAAGCGCUAUAAAUUGUUUUUUCCAUUGAGAA